Messenger RNA from Phaedon cochleariae (mustard beetle), 300 nucleotides. The record is from the annotation of a GenBank genome assembly. Lineage: Eukaryota; Metazoa; Arthropoda; Insecta; Coleoptera; Chrysomelidae.
AUGUGCUGUGACUCGGUCGAAGAAAGUGGCAAAGAAGUGAUAAGCAACGUCUACAUUCUACACGAAACUGUAGAUAAUCCAAUAGUCAAAAAUGAACUUUUGCUGCUCGCUGAAUGCGAGGAGCGCUGGAGGCCAAUAUUUUCUGCAGCUGGGUUCUUCGAAGUGAAUCAGUCUUGUAUUGCUUCAAUCUUUUCAGCUUUGAUUACUCAUGUUGUUAUUAUAAUACAAUUCAAUAUGGUACUGCAAGAUGAUGACAUGAGUACCGGUAACAAUAUCACGAUAACAACGACAAAGGAAUGA